This is a messenger RNA of Cotesia glomerata, 3170 nucleotides long. Its product is annotated as tetratricopeptide repeat protein 17. The transcript has 11 exons. Gene Ontology annotation, molecular function: protein binding. The record is from RefSeq and is a predicted model, not a curated record. The coding region runs from base 320 to 2725 and encodes 801 amino acids. Lineage: Eukaryota; Metazoa; Arthropoda; Insecta; Hymenoptera; Braconidae. Gene Ontology annotation, biological process: actin filament polymerization. Gene Ontology annotation, cellular component: cytoplasm; actin cytoskeleton.
GAAAAGCGUAUAUUUAUGUACGUGUAGUAACCUCAAAUAUCGAACUAUACAGUUGUUCGUCUCAACACUUGAAUAAAAUAAAAUAGUUCAGUAGUCCUGAUCAAAUUAUUUGUUUUCGCGCGACUUUACGUCUUAGCAAAGUUUCGCAAUUUAUGAAAAUGAGACGAAUUAAUAAGAAAUCAGUGAAAACAUAGAAUGAAAUUUAGGUUUAAUUCACUGGAAAAAAGAUACCAAAUUAUUGAUGUAAAAUAAUAAUAAUAAUAAUCAGUAUUAUUGUUUUAGAAAAACUUAUUUUAUUGAAAUAAAGAAAAGUGAAAUUAUGAUGGUCAAAUUAAAAUCGUUCAGAAUUUUUUUUAUGUUAUUUCAAGCAAUUAUUGGUAUAUCUGGUACGACUCACUGGGUUGUCACUGAAAAUGGAAAAAUCCAACCACAGUUGGACUCGGCAUUUCAAAUGAAACGACCGAAUGAUCUUCCUGCACUUCUUGAACAAGAAAAACGAAUGAACAUUGUUCAAUCACUGCACAAAAAAAUAAUGGCAAGAAAAAUGGUUCUUGAUAGUCAAAUAGCUGUUCUCAAUUCCAUCGGAGAUUUGGAGUCUUGGUUGCAAUCGUCGAAUCCAGAAUGUAUAUCUAAUCGGAAAUUAUUGGAGGAUUUUGAUUUUUAUGCUAGUGUCGCUACUGAUGGUAGCUACCGAAAGGGUGUAACACAAAAAGAUUAUUUACUCGACGGAAUACCAGAUGAUGGCAAACGAGCUAUUCCAGAUUGCAAAAAAACUUUUCCUUUAGAUUUUAGCAUGUACACUUUUGAACAUCUCAGUGCAAUGCGCAAUAGGAAAAAUUUAUCGCAGCACCAAGAAAAAGGCUUGAUAAAGUAUUUACCACCAGGAACGGAUUUAAAUAAAUUCGGUCAUCAAAUAGCGCAUGGAUUGAAAAGAAACAGCACUUCAUGGUUGCAUUUAAAUCUUGCUGCUAUUUAUUGGCGAGUAAAAGGAGAUGCUUUUAAUGCUCUUGAAUGUGCUAGGCGGGCUAUCGUUACAGCUCCUAGGCAAUAUCGUGACAUACCAUUAUUAACAACGGGCGGAAUUUUACAUGCUGCUAAAUAUUCAGCAGAAGCAGCCAUUGUUCUCCAUGCGGCAAUAGAUUAUGCGCCAACACAAAGUCAUCAACAUCUUGCUUUAGGGCAUGUUUAUGCAAUUUUAGGUGAUUACAAUCGAUCAUUAGCGUGCUAUGACAAUUCUUUGAGGCUUACGCCUUCAAUGGAACAGGCAAAGCAAGCUAAAUUUGUUAUAUUAUGCUGUCAAAGUUUAACUGAAGCUCUCACUGCUUUACACAAGAGAUUGGAUGAUAUAGUGACGGAGUUACACGCACAACAAAAAGAUUAUACAGAAUGGUUAAAGCUUGAAGAAAAAAUAUUGUGUGAGCGAAUGAAAACGCCUUUUGCGGCAUUUCGUGCUCAUCGUUUGGGGCCUAUUUUAUCAAAUAGAGGACAAUCUUGUAUGCAACGUGACGGCGACGAUGCAAUGCUAUCAUGUCAAGUUGCUAAUGACAAUCAAAUGUUUGCCCAUAAUCUUCUUGUUGAUAUUGGCGUUAGUUUGCAGCAAUUAAAAAAUGUUGAGAAUCAAGUUGAAAAAAUUAACGACAGAAUGUCAACAGCCAAAGUUCUACCUUCUAAAAAUGAGCACUUUAGUCCAAUACCAAAAAAUUCUAAUGACCGGAGUACGGAAUUCUUUACAGUUUUUAUGGAACCGACUAGUAAACCAAAGUACUAUAAUUUUGAAAUAAAGAAAAGUAAUCGAGAGUUUGAAAACAAAAAUUGGCCAGAUCAGAGCGAGUGUGAAAAACCAUCGCUACUUAUUGACACCAAACAAUACAUACCUAUUUAUUUAUCACCAGAGAACAAAGGCUACAUAGUUAAUAUUUUUGUUAAUGAAUUGAUUGGAAUGGAUUCAGGCAAAGAGCAUGCAUUACCCUGGUAUCCACCGAUUUGUCAGACACCAAAUUCUUUUGACUCAAAAUUUAUUUCUCCGUUAUUGUUAAAAGCAACUAUGGGAAUUAGUUCUCCUGAAAGCAGUUUGACAUCAUUUUUAACAAGCUUGGCUAAAAAUUCAGAAUUAGCUGAAAUCGGACAAAGAAUUUUGACUGCUACAAAAUCAGAAGUUGCUGCGCCAUGGGUUUUGUCUAUGCUGGCUUCUUUGCACUGGCGAGUCGCCGGAAAAUUCAGAAAUGCUCUGGAUUGCCUUCAAUCUGCUUUAAAUACUGUUCCAAAUGGAUUCAAAGAUGUACCUUUAGUAAGUAUCGCUUCAAUCAGCCAAAAAUUUGGAUUGAUUGAUGAUGCUUUGAGAACUACCAAAGAAGCUCUUCGGAUAAACUCUAUUGAGCCAUUAACAAAUUAUUUAUAUGGAUCAUUGCUUUUUGCAAAAAAAAAUUACACUGGUGCGGUGUAUCAUGUGAAACAAAGCUUAAGAGUUGAUCCAGAAUUAAUAGAUGGCAAAGCUUUAAUGUUAUUGAGGACAGUUAUUUGUCAUAAACGUUCAAACAGCCGACGUAUAGGAAACGGAGGAAAUGAAAUAGAAAGCUGUGGAAUGACGUAUUCAUCACCUGAGAGAAUAGCUAAACAUGAUUUAAAUGAAGGAGAAACAGUGCUCUGUUUUGGAGACGGUAGAGAUUGUAAACCUAUACAAUGUUUUGCUAUGAAAAUGCACAAUGAUGAAGUAAAAGGUCCAUAAUUAAACUGACAAUGAGAUAGUAUGAAUUGUUGGCUACAAUUAUAACUAAAAAGCGUACAAAUAUUGAUCGAUCGAUCAGUAAUCAAAAUAAAGUGAUUAUAUGACAUCAUAGAGUCUCGUUUCAAGGAAUCUCCGAAGGAUUUAUUAAAAAUAAAACUAAGAAUUGCAUAUCGACUGAAUUUAAACAUUCCGUAUCCACAAAUAUAUUUUCUUACUUUAAAAAUGUGAGAAUCUAGCAAUCUCAGUUACUACUAAAGCACAGGUUUGAAUUUAAUGAUAAAAUGUAUCUGUUUUAUAUUGACUCUUGAUGAUCUGUUUGUGUGGUGUGUUUUAAAUUUUAAAGCAGGAUAUUAUAAAUUAUAUAUUAAAUGAAUGUAUAUAAAGUUAUUUUGUAUAAUAGUGUUUCAUUGAAGUGGUAUUUAAAUAUAAAAAUGAUGUUAAACUA